UGAAAAUCCAUGGAUCUUCUAAAAACAUUUGGGACUCUUAUUAUAUCAGUAAAGAAAGAAAACUACUUUAUUGACUGACCACCAAAAAACUCCAACCUCCACUGCUGGGUUUAUUGUGAUAUGCCAAGAAGUGGUGGAGCAGAGUCAAUAGGAGAAGAUGAAUGAAACCAGACUUCGGAGAACGCUGCCUGACCAGUCAUCGGGGAGCGGGUACACCAUUGACACUUCGCACCACAGCGUCACCAACACUAUCCUGUCAAAGCGGGUCUGCUUCUACAAAAGUGGGGAUCCUCAGUUCAACGGCUUUAGAGUGGUCAUUAACAACCGCACCUUUAAAACAUUCGAUGCGCUCCUGGACAGUCUUUCCAAAAAGGUUCCCCUGCCGUUCGGGGUGCGGAACAUCACUACUCCUCGGGGGGUUCACGGCAUCAAUACUCUGGAUGAACUGGAGGAUGGAAAAUCCUACAUUUGUUCCGACAACAGGAAAGUCAAGCCCAUUGAUCUGGCCCUGGCCCGGAGGAAGCUACCACCUUGGUACCACGCGAGACCUGCUAGUUCUCGCCGCAGGACAGCCAAGUUUUUCCCAGGCUGGAAAAACAUCCACAGGGAGGACCCAGUGGUUUUUCGUACACCCAAAAAGCUUGUGGUUUUCCGCAAUGGAAACCCCUCUGUUAGGUAUACUGUGUUGCUACACAAGAAGACUACACCGAGUUAUGAGUCUAUCCUGGGACACAUUUCAGAGCUGAUGCAGUUCCACGUCAGCAAACUACACACUCCAAAUGGCCAACGGAUUGAUGGUUUUCCAGGUUUGAUUUUGUGCUCUGGAAGUGUGGUGGCUGUGGGUCGGGAGCCUUUCAGGCCUGUGGAGUACAGUGCAGAGAAACCUCCAAGUCCAACAAGGCGGCAUAGCAAGCAACGGGCUUUCAAAAGACAAAAGACUUCAGUCUCCAAAACAAUGACACCUUCGUUUUCUUCAAAGUCAAGAAACUUCUCUGCGUCGUCUGAGAGGUACAUUGUCCAUCAGAUUCAUAACAGCAUCGCUGAGAGCUCCUGUGACCUGCCCAGUAACAUCACUAACUCCAUCGAGUCAGAUUCAGAUCGAAUACUGGAGUCCUUAACAGAGACAGAAGUGGACACCUGUCUCAGCAAGGGUGGUGAUGAAGGUCAGGACGGUGCCCUGUCCAAUGAUGACAACAUCGAGAAGUCCUUUCGGGUGAAUCAGGACGGCAGCAUGACAGUGGAGAUGAAAGUGCGGCUGACGAUUAAAGAAGAGGAAACGGUUCAGUGGACAACCACCCUGACACGCUCAGUUGUAGCUGAUCAGCUUAAUGUGCCAUGUUUGCUAGACUCUGACCCAGACCAGGAGGUUUGCUUAAAAAAUUCACAAACUUCUGCCGCUUCCACUGAUAUCAUCCAUAAGGACAGAACCAGAGACGAGAAUGAUGAUGAUCCACCAUUGCUUGGAAACGGAGCUUUUAUUGACAGUUGUCAGGAAGUGGAUGAUUUCAAGGACCACACUGAGGGGGCGCCCCCAAGGAGAGCUCCUACCCCAGGAUGCAAGACAAGAAGCAAACUCCAGUCUUCUGUGGAUAGCUUUGAAGAUGUAAGUGUGGAUAAGUAUGAAGAAGGAAAGGUGGGUUCUUAUUUCUUCGGAGAAGAGACAGAGAACAGGACAACAGAGCAGUUCUACUUGGAUCAGAAAGGCACAAGACCAGUUCCCAAACCAAGACAGCUUGGCUCUGUGGAUGCCAACAGUAGGGACUUUUCUGCAUUCAAAUCCACUGAAAUCAUGCAGACUGAAUCCAGCAGAGAGGAAGUCACUGAAACAGUUUUGCACAUAUAUGAACAACAGACAUGUCAUGAUAAUUUUCUUGCAAAUGUUGGUGUUCAUAGUAUGCCUGCAUCUGGAGCUACUUCAGAAACGAGGCAGCUCUGCUCCAGUAAUGAAUUUGAUCUUUGGAGGCCCUCACUGGCCUUUGAGCCAGUUAGCAAGUGGAGAACUGAUAGCAGGUCCGUAACAUCAGAUUUGCACUUGGCCUCUCUAAAGGCUGGUGCAAAAAGAGAACAACUCCAGCAAGCUACAGAAAGUUAUGUCAAGCCAGGAGAGAAGGAGGUUAAGAAAGAUCAGUGUGUUUCCUCAAGGCCUAGAAAACAUGUCAGGCUGGUUAUGACGGCAGGUAAAAGACGAAAGAAGGGUUCUGUAAAAGCCACUGAGAAUCGUAAAAGAGUGAAACCUUUCUCAAGUGCUGUGUUCAUUAAGAGAAUUUACGGAAACAAAGCGAAGCCACCAAAUAAGAUAAAAAAGAUAAAAAAGAGAGCAAAAGCAACUUCGAACAGCUUACCAAAGCCAAAUGCUAAAAAUGCAAAUGUUCAGUUGCCUUUGAAAGAAAAGAUGAGCAAGCCAAUUUUAUCUAAGACAGAAGCUGAAACAAGUCAUCCACAGAGAGAACUGACAUGGCAGAGUAAAAACGAGUCCUCGCAUCUUAGUAAAGACAGGCCAUCGCAACCAUUUAACCCCUCCAGCUCUGUUGCUAAGGAGUACGUCGAGAAGUGGCUCAAGAACGCCCGAUCAAACCCAUCAUCAACCCAAGACAAAGAAAGUAAAAUAGCAGAAGGGUUGACUCCUACACAAACACAGACCAACGUAGGACACUUUUCAGAGGAAACACCAAAAACCAGCAAAACCUUUGAAAUCACUUCAUCAGAAAAUGUGAUCACCCCUUCAGUCAAGUUGAGAGUACAGUCUUUCGAACACAAAUCAACACCUGCAGUGGAGAAAACUAGAGCCAGGCCCAAAAAUGCAAAACACUAUGCAACCAAUGCAAAGGUAGAAAACUACCAUAGCUUAAGUCAGAAAGAUACACAAGCUAAGCAUUUCGUAAAUGGCUUCUGCUCCGAAAUACUUCCGCCUAGAUCUGAGACCAAUGAACGCAAUCAAGAUAGAAAUAUGACCACACCCACUAGAACAGUUUCUAUGGAGCUACCACCACCACCUCCUGAACUACUGAUUGCUGAAGAUUUUUCAGAAUCUGUAACCAGCAGCCCAAUGAGCAGUCAAAGAUCAGAUAAUUAUCCAGUAAGUAUGAGUCCCACAUCCGACAAGGCCAUAUCUCCAGAUAACAAAAUGGAAAAACCAACAUCUGCUCAGAACCAGAAUCCCCUUGGAGAAUUAUCCAGAGCCUCAUCUAUUAAAAGAGCGCCUUUGGUCAAUAAUUGCUCUUUGGAAAGCAAAAUGUCUCUCAGAAACACCACUCUGGAUAAAUAUGCUUCAGAUUAUGAGGCCACUGAAGAGGGGACACCAUUAUCUGCUCACAUCAGCACUGUUGGGGAUGAAAUCUGCUUAAGAAGGACAACUCAACAGGUUAAAGCCACAUCAGAAGAGACCCAGCAAUCAGUCUUAGAACUGGGUACUCCAUCAUUUUGUACUUCCGUGUCUCCACUUAGCUUAACCUCUGACGAAAGAAUGUCUCCUUCCAGUGUUGUAUCAAGUGAAACUUCAUUUUUAGGCAAUAUCCCAAUUCAAGAAACAAAAAUGGUUAAAACACCCCAAAUAGAGAAACAAUCGCCAAAGAAUUUGAUGAAAAGACCAAAGUUAAAAAGUAGUCCAUCUCCAGAGAGGAAGUUCCACAGCAAGAAGUCCUCUGAACUUCAAAAUACCUCUCCAGAACUAUCAGCAAUGACUGGACGCCUUCUGGAUGAACACGUUAUUUCAAAUAAAGGUCUACAAAGACCUGAAACGCCCAAUGCUACCCCAUCAACAGAGAGAAAACACCAUGAAACAAAAGAGCUUCAGAGAACAUCUCCAUACUCUCAGUCUCUAGAUGUGGUGUCACCACCCAGUAGGCACAAAUCCAAGAAACUUCCAAGAAACAUCUCUUUGGACAGUCCAUCAGAAUCAAAGAAUAGGAGACCAAAGAAAACAUCUUCCCAAAGAGAAAGCCACCUAACAGCACAGAUUGAAGCUGAUAACAGUGAGGAAGCUAAGGCCACAGAAGUUAUAUCUGUGAUGCCAGAGUCAAUAAACGCAGCAAACCAACCAAACAUGAAGCCAGUCCUGGAGAAGAUCUGCUACUCAAUAAAAUCAAUAAGGCAAAUUACUCAGAAUAAACGUCCAUCCUGUUUAGAAAAGUCCAACAGCUUGCCUGACUUUUCUUCUCAUGUGUCUUCGACGUUUGGCUCCUCAUCUAAAGUUCUUCUUGCUUUUCUGGCUGUUAUGACACUGAAGGAUGGCUUGACGAACCUGAACAUGAAAGAGCUGAAUGCAAACAACGUCAGCUGCUCGGAGGCGUUAAAAAUGAUUGAUUCUCUCCGAGAAAUCGCCAACAUCGAGGACUCCCAAAGACUGAGAAACAGUUUGUCAGAUUUACAACAGUCGGCUUCAAUCCAGCUCCUGCAAAGCUGGAGGGGCUUCCAGGAACUCGGCGACAGAUGUAAAAGUCACAGCGCAACACCUAAUGAUUCAGAAGCUGGACUUGGAACUGGGGCUGGACCUGAACUAGACUGUGGCAUUGGAGAAAAUGUUAUUGAUGAGAUUAUAGAUAAUCUGGAAAUUCCCCAGAAGCUAAAGGAAGAGUUGGUUUCCCUUUCAGAAGAUGCAGAAGGCGGGAACAACAUUGGAGGAAAUAUGCAAUAUAGCCGACUGAAACUGUUGGCAAACCAAAAUUAUCAUGAAAACACAAAAAAUGUCUACACUGAAGACUGUGUUGUUCAAGAUGACAAACCCAAUGUUGAUGCGAGGUCUAUUGUUAAAAAUAUAACAGACAUUAACCAGCCAAAACAGUCAGAAGUUGACAGAAUUCCUCUGCUUUCAGAUGAAGGAAAAUACAAACCAACUGGGAGAACAACUGAAGACAAUGGAUGCCAUGAUUGGUUACAUUCUGUUGCUGAUUCCAAAAAUAAUCCACAAGAAAAGCAGAUUUACAGUACAACAUCUCUAAACUUGCAGUCAUGGAGGGGUGUAGCACAUGACGAUAAUCUGGACAAGCAAAAACAGCACCAGCAAGCAAACUUGAGUGUGAAAUCAACACAAGAAAGGGCAAAAAAUAAUGGAGAUGUGUGCAGCGAGACAAAACCUGUAAAACAAGAGCUGUACAUGGACUAUAGCCAACUAACUCGAAAUGAGAAAAACAUCGGAACUGAAUUAACCGAGGAAGCUAAAUCAGAUCCAGAUGAGAAAACUCAUAUGACCUCAAGUGUCAACAAAGGUUGCUGUGAGCAAGAUACAGAAAAGAGGCAAGAAAUUAUACAUCAGGAGAUAAAACCAAUGAUCAGUACAAGUCCUAAUCUUAGUAGACUGUCUGUGGAGAAGCAGCCAAACUCAAACUACAAUGUAGAAAUGCUUGCAAAAGGGAAGAAAACAACAUUCAACUCAGGCAGUGAAAAUCUACAAGAGGACGACCCCUCAGAAAUUAAAUGUAAGCUGUUACAAAGCCAAAUGUGCAGCAUGGGGCUAAAUAAAAGUAGUGAUGACAGUACAGGAAGCUCAGACGUAGAGGAGCCAUCUUCAGAGGAAGAGCAGCCAGAGGUUGAUUAUAAAAAACUGCAGGUUAUUAUUGAAGAAAGUUUGUCUGGCAAUGAGGAAGAGGAGGCGGAACCUCUUCAUGACCUUUCUAAGUGUGCAGAACAAACAAAAAAGAGAGAGUUGGAGGCUUUGAGGGAGGAACCGGAGGAAGACGAGGUUAGCUUAGAAUAUGAGGACCAGUAUGCUGACGAGCGAAAACAGCAAAGCUCUCCAGAUAAAGGCUCGAUCGGUUUGUUAGAAAAUCCAGAUUUAUGUAUCAAAAAAGAGAACAGCAACUUGAUCAUUUCUGAACGUUUUAGAAAGGAUUUUAGAUUUAAUGUUGAUGAUGACAGUGGCAAUGACAACAGCAGUUUUGAGGAACAUGUGGACGAAGUGCAGCUAAAGGAUGAAGUUAAACAAAUAAGCAGUUUAAUUGAAGAAGAGUUAAGUUCCUACGAAAAGUACUCCAGUUCUGAAAAGGAACAAGUAUGUACAGAAAGAAAAAUGAAGGAAGGUUAUGCACACAACCGUGAAACUCCACCGAGAGUACAGCUGGAAGACUCAAACCUCGAGACGAUCGAACGGCAAUCAGACGUCAUAACCCAAUCUGUCGCGGAGCGAGUGACUCUUCUAGAACAACAGGUGGCUGAAGCCCAGAGACCAAAGCUUGCUCCAAAAAGUUCCCCAAUCAGACGUUUUUCUCAAAGAAAGUCCCCUCCUGAGUUGGUGGAUUCCCCGUCCGAGUUGCUUCUCUGCACCCGAUCGGCUCCUCAGUCAUCGUUAUCUUUCAGCUAUGACUCCAGCGGUGUUAUAACCACAGAGCCUGAGGGAAGUAGUGUCAGAUCCAUCAGGGAAAUGUUUUUGGCAAGAAGUGCCACAGACAUCCAGCAGAGAGGCUUGUUGAGCUCCAACUUAUCCGAGCUGAGAGCAGAGACCUCAGGCAGCGGCGGCUAUCAGUCUCAGACUUCCAGUGACCUAUCCAGUAGUGAAGAUGUUUUGGCACAGAAAUCCAUCUCUAAAGGCUUAGUGAAGAGGGCAAUUGAAAUGCUUUACGGCAAGAAAGACCUGAAACCGGAGGAACCGAGUGAGAGAUCCCCUUCAGAGCCCGAUCAGAGAAAGACAAGCAUCUUCUCUCCAUUUCAUGCAGCUGGAUCCAAAGCAAUGUCCGAAUUAUCCUACUUUAAUUCCUCCAAUGCACUGGACAUCUUCAGCGAAGCAACAAGAUGCAUUGCAUUCAAUGCACAAGUGGGACCUGGAGACAGUGUUCCUAUUGAUAAUGGACGUUGGCUCUUUAGAGAGAAAACAUCAAUGAGAAAGUCAGUGUCAGACCCAAUUGGAAUAAAUAAAACCUUUACAAAUACAUUUCACAAUGAUGGAUUAUGUAAGGACACAGAAGAGAAGACCCCGUAUUCGCUGUUUAGUACAAAACCAGAAGUAGAAGACGGGACUAAAUCCCAACCUGGAAAGUGCACGUACUUCUCUCUGCCUUAUGCCAGUGAAUCAGAGGUCUGUCAGGAUGAAAUGGGCGCAGUAAGCAUGAGCAACAAGAAUGAAGACGAUGUUUUGGACAGUGCUGAGGAGACAAAGGACUCUUCAGAGGACAGCAAAACAUGGGCAGAGAGAAACAGCAUCCUCCCAGGAAUUGGUGCUGCAGACUUUAAGAUGAAGGGUAACAAAGUGCACCCGCUGGUGGAGCUGCCACCUGACGGUGAAGUUGUGGUGGUGCAGCCUGGGAAAGGUCAGGGUGUUGUUAGCAGAAGGAUUCAAGAGCCUGAUGUUUUGGACUUACUGUAUAAUUUUUGUGGGGAGCAUUGUCCCAUACUGUGAGAGUAACAAACCCUCUAAAGGUUCAGCUAAAACUAAAGUGUGCACAGGGUUACAGAUAAAUGUACUGUCUUUGGUGCCUAUAUUUUCAUGUUGUCAUGGCCUUUAAUGUCAACUCAUUUCAGCUUCCAUAUAAACAUCACAUCAUUGUUGUGGACCCUUUAAAUUCUCAAGUACUGUACAAAAGUCUUGGGUCAGUGCUGGAUUUUCUUCCAGGAAGCCCUAAUUUCUUCAGAUAUUUUAAACUGGUCUUGAUCAAUAGUUUUUCAGGCUUUUCAUUAGAUUUUGACUGCUUUUUCACUCAUUUUCAUACUGUUAGCAACAGGGCUAAGAGUAAAGGAGACAACCAGGCAAAAUUCAUAUAAAUCUAAAGAUUAUAUAGAUUUAUUACACACAGAAAUAUAUAUUUCAAGACUUUCUGUUACUUUGGUGAUUAUGGGUUACAGUUAUUGAAAACCCCACAUUUAGUUGCUCAGCUGACAGUUAUUGACAACUCUUAAACUGAAAGGAAGAGGCAUUGGUGCAUCUAUACAUACAUAUACAACAGCUUAACAGAGCACCAGUUUCUUUAGGCAAUUUGUUAGUAGUCUGUUGCAAAGACAUGAUUUGUCCUUAUUUAUUUACCUCAAUAUGUGAAAAAUGCACAGGAAUAUACUGUAUGUUUUUCCUUUUUUGCAGGCAGAAAACAUGAUUUUAGAAUUAGCAAGAAGAUUCCCAGAAUUUUUAGCUGAGAACUGAAGGAUGAUGCUUCUUGCAUGUCCAGUGUCAGGUCUUUGCUAGAUCUUUUCUUCCUGAUUCUGUAUCUAUCAGUAUCAGAUACAUUUUAUUUAAUGCAGAUAAUUUUCUGGCCUCACAUGUCUAUUGUCCUUCAUUUUCAUUUUGUAAUCACCGAAUGCAGAACCUGUGCAGGAACUGGACUGAUCUUCAGAAAACUUGCAGACAUAUUGAUAAAGGCCAUGUUUAAAAAUUAACAAUUGAAGGGAAGAUCUAGUUUGUUUUGAAGCCUUUGCUCAGUACUUUAUGUUUUAGGAGUUUGUCAGUUGCUGCUUGGUUAAUUGUAAAAAUAUUAAGCAUUUCCUGUAUUUUUCAUGAAUGCACCAGAGCAGCUAUUUCCCACUUCUAGUUUUCUUGUUAAUAAAAGAACCAGCCAGAGUGUUACAACAAUAUAACUUGAAAACAGAUCAAGUCUUGGCAGAUGUCAGGAAAAAAGGCCAAUCUUAGCAGCGCUGAGGGAGCUAGUCAGGACUGUCGCUGCAGCUCAGGUUUAACCUGGAGCACACGGGGCCGUUCCCUGUCUUACAGCGAGCCCGGACUGUAGAAAUUACCUGUAAAUAUCGUGGUUGUUGUGUUAAUAAUGUACGUUUUUGAUAGCUGGACCAAAAAUGUUAAGUUUAGGAUGAACUGAUUCAUGGUUUACAAUCAGGCAGCUGUAAUGUUUUUUGUCUUUUUGAGCUGAUGUGUAAGAAUAAAAGUGUUUACAAGUA
Molecule: messenger RNA, 8808 nt
Organism: Girardinichthys multiradiatus
Lineage: Eukaryota; Metazoa; Chordata; Actinopteri; Cyprinodontiformes; Goodeidae
Exons: 5
Coding region: 158-7327 (2389 amino acids)
Biological process (GO): photoreceptor cell development; retina development in camera-type eye; intracellular signal transduction
Cellular component (GO): axoneme
Source: RefSeq, a predicted model, not a curated record